AUGGAUUUACAGUAUGAGACCUUACUGCGGCAAUCGAUGCAGCAAGAGAGGGAUAUCGCUGAAUUAAAAGAGAUGCUUGAAACUGAACGUGCUGAAAAAUCCAAACUAUUCGAACAUAAUGAGGAUAACAAGUUGUUAAUAGGGAAAUUAGUGAAGGAGCUUGAUGUAGCUAAAAAGAAACUUACACAGGAGUUAAUGGAUAAGAAGGAAAGGAGGGAUAAGUAUGAGGCUGAGAUGGGCAGGCUGAGACAGGAGAUUGAGAGGAGGCAUAGGGAGAUACAGGAUGUGCAAGAGCAAGCGGUUGAUCCGAUGGAUAUGGAUAUACUAAGAGUAAAAAUUAAGAAAGAAUUCGAGACAAAUCACUCGAACGAAUUAGAAGAAAAACAAAUGAUAAUCAGCCAGCUCAAGACCGAGCGUGACGAAGUCCGUAGAGAACUUGAGUUCCUUAACACAAAGCAUGAGAACCUCAAAUUUGAUUCCCAAAGAAAUGCUGACUCCACGAAGUCAAAGCACAAGGAAGAGAUUCAAGGCCUGACCAAAGAGAUAGAGCACCUGCAAUCCCAGAUCGAAAUGAGCAAAGACAGGGACCUCCUUCGCCAGACCAGGAGAGAACUUGAUGAGUCUAAGAGACGUAUCGAGGAGUACCAGAAGGAGUGCAAUGAGUUCCGUAGAGAAAGAGAUGCUCUUAAAGACCAAAUCAACGAUCUUGUAAUUUCCAAUAACAGAGAAAUCGAAGAAGAAAGGUCCAGAAAGAGAGAACUUGUUGCUAAUAACGAUAAACUCAAGUUCAGGAUCAGAGCUUUAGAGGAUGAUUUCCAGAAACAAGUCAUUGAGAAUGAUAAAAAGGCCCAGUCAAUUAUCAAGUUCAAGACUGAGAAACAGUCCCUAAACUCCCUCAUCAACGAGAAAGAAAUAGUCAUUGACUCCCAAAAGAGACAGAUCGAUGAGCUCAAAGAUCAGGUCAGGGACAGAGAGAAUGAGCUGCAGUCUCAUCUCAGGAAGAGAGCUGACUUCGAACUCGUUGAAAAGAACAGACUUGAAAAACUCACCAGUGAUCUAGAGAACUUACAGAAGGAAUACAGGAUUCAAGAAGUUGAAAGAGCCAAUGAACGGGAGAAGCAUUCCGAACAGUUCAAUAGACUAGAGUACAACCAUAAGAUCAACACUGAGGAAAAUAGGAAACUUAGAGCUCAAAAUCAGGAAUUGGAGAAAGACCUCUUUACUAGAAACAAAGAAUUGGAGCAAAAGAUUGAUGAAUUCUUGUCAAUGGAAAGAGACUAUAAGAAAUACCAAGAUCAGAACAGAGGUCUGCUUAUUGAGAAACAAGACUUACAGAAGUUGUUUGAUAACUCCAGACUUGAAGCUAAACUUGAGAAGGAGAAGAACACCAAAGCUGGUAAAGCUCAAGACUUGGCGAGCCAGGCAUGGGCAAGAGAGAAGAAAGACAUGGAGAUGAGGAUAUCAAAGCUACUUAAAGUUCUUGAAAAUUACAAAUCAGAAGGCACUAAAGAGCAGCUUAUUGAAUACAAGAAGAAGACCAAUGAAUAUAAGGGCAAAGUUAGGGCAGCUAAUGAUGCCAUUACCAAGCUUGGAAGGAAGUUAGCCAUCCUUGGGGCCCAAGAAGGACUCGAAGAGGAAUAUGAAGACCAAUAUAUUCAAUAA
Molecule: messenger RNA, 1662 nt
Organism: Moneuplotes crassus
Lineage: Eukaryota; Ciliophora; Spirotrichea; Euplotida; Euplotidae
Source: the annotation of a GenBank genome assembly